ACACACACUUACCACGUUGCUUAUUUUUCCUAGCUGUACGUGAAGUCAGCAUUAAUCACAACCGUGAAAGAGCGCUCGUGGCGCCCAUACCUUAUAUCUGAGGACAUAGCGGUAUGAGCUGAAGAAAUCCUGCGCUAUUAUGACGCUUUGUGAGCAGUUGAGAUGGUGAGCGGCUCUUCACAUGUGUGUUGGUGUUAGAAUAGAUUUAAACUUUUAGUAUUUUUUACCUAGAGUAGGCCUUUAUUUUUUUUAACCCCCCUACGGUAGUUUUAGCUUCUCGACGCUUCCGCAGUUUGGUGGUAGCACAAUGACACUGUUUUGAUUGUUUUACCCGGAAUAGCGAGACAUGUGCGGCAGAUAGGCUGCGUCUCUUGUCGCCUUCAACCAGCCGGCACCACCGGGACCGGACAUUUUUUACAAAGACAGAGACCAGAAGAAGGAGACGUAACAUGUUUGAAGCUGCAGGAAUCCCCCUCAUUGUGCUGGACGUUGUCUGUCUCAUACUCGUCGGACUUCCAUUUUUUAUCCUUACCCCUCAACACAACCCUUUCAAACGGGGCUUCUUCUGUAACGAUGAGUCCAUCAGAUACCCCCUCAAAGAGGACACCAUAUCGUACCAGCUGCUGGGAGGAGUCAUGAUCCCCUUCACGCUGAUCGUGCUCGUCUGUGGCGAGUGCCUUUCGGUUUACCUGUCUCGCAUCAAGAACCAAUCUUUGGGGACCAAGUACGCGGCGUGUGUCUACAAAGCUGUGGGGAGCUACGUGUUCGGAGCCGCUGCUAGCCAGUCUCUGACGGACAUAGCCAAGUACUCCAUCGGCCGCCUGCGGCCAAACUUCCUGGCUGUAUGCAAACCAGCCUGGAGCAGCAUCAACUGUAAAGCUGGCGGAUACAUCGAGAACUUCACCUGCACUGGAGACAAAGUUCUGGUCGAUGAGGCCAGACUGUCUUUCUACUCUGGUCAUUCAUCCUUCUCUAUGUACUGUAUGCUGUUCCUUGUACUGUACAUUCAAGCCAGACUGAGGUCCGAAUGGUCGAGGCUUCUGCGUCCCACCAUCCAGUUCUUCCUGAUCGCCACCGCUGUGUAUGUGGGUCUCUCUCGGGUGUCGGACUACAAACAUCACUGGAGUGACGUGCUCACUGGCCUCCUGCAGGGAGCCUUAGUGGCUACUCUCACUGUGUUCUGUGUGUCCAAUUUCUUUGAACAGCCAGUGGACCCUGUGGUGUCCCAGGAGGUCGAAGCCUCACACACCAGUUUACAGGAAAACCCUUUCAACGGGAACCACUAUGGCAGCACUGAAUGAAUCUGAGGAUUCAGAGACAAUACUCUUUAGAGCCUUUAUCUUUAUUUUAAAAUAGUCCCGGAGGACCUAAAACACAUCAAUGAACUGCCAGUGUUUGAUAUUAACUGCCGGCUGUUUCUGUGCUCUUGCCCUUUAAAGCCAACGCUGCAGGAUUUAGCUGCUACCUUUAGCUGCUACCUUGGGUGUGGUCCUUAAACUUUAAUUAAAGGAAGAAAAGUGCACUACAGAAGACAGUUGUUGCACUACUGAGAUCUAAAGAAGCAUGACUCUGCCAAAGUUUCGGGUAAAUCCAAUGGGAAACGGUUAUUAUGGAAUGACAAAAUGAAAAAAAACCAUUAUGUUGGGUUUAACUUAGAAAGAGUUGCUUCUUUUUUUUUUUACAGUGUGCGCUUGUUGGAUAUGUGGUUCAUCGUGAAUGAAUGAAAUUCCUUUUGCCCAGAGUAUAAUGAGCGUCUGUGUGCGCACUGCAAGCAGGCUUGUAGAGAGCCUGGCACCUGUGAAUUAGAGAACCUGGACUGGAAACUUAGAAAUAAUAUAUUGUAUGUUGAUGUUCUGCUACCUAUGAUCAUGCCAUUUCCCUGAUGUUAUUUUAUAAAUGAAAAACACAGUUUGUAUGAAGCUCUCUAUGUGUUUGUCCAUGCAGAAGCUUUAAACAGUAUUGUUUUGAGCAGUACUGGGAACAUGUGCGCUAAAUAAAGACAGCUCUGUUUUGCUACUUUGUUAAAAA
Etheostoma cragini (Arkansas darter) is the source of this 2028-nucleotide messenger RNA. RefSeq names its product phospholipid phosphatase 1-like. Gene Ontology annotation, biological process: phospholipid dephosphorylation; phospholipid metabolic process; signal transduction. Gene Ontology annotation, molecular function: phosphatidate phosphatase activity. Bases 450 to 1301 code for a protein of 283 amino acids. The record is from RefSeq and is a predicted model, not a curated record. The transcript is spliced from 6 exons. NCBI's taxonomy places the organism in Eukaryota, Metazoa, Chordata, Actinopteri, Perciformes, Percidae.